AUGUUGUCUGCUGCUGCAGAAUUUUUGCGCAUGUGCAGUUUUAGAGCACCUGAAACAUGGUAUGCAACGGUUGUGAGAAGCUAUAACUCAAGCUAUGAAUUUUCUAAUUUUGUUGUUGGAAUUGUUGGUCAAAUAUCUCCCAAAACAUGGGCUGCUAUAGAAGUCUUCUUAGGAUCGAUUGCCAUUGAAGAUUAUGACUCAAUGGCAUAUUCCUUAAUUCAAAUGGGUGCUACAAGAAACAAUGUUGUUGCUGAUGCCUUUUCCAGAGAUUUAGAGAAAGUUUUCUCAUCAAUUAAGGCAAAUGUAUUGUAUCACACAUAA
This is a messenger RNA of Vicia faba (fava bean), 321 nucleotides long. The record is from the annotation of a GenBank genome assembly. NCBI's taxonomy places the organism in Eukaryota, Viridiplantae, Streptophyta, Magnoliopsida, Fabales, Fabaceae.